Molecule: messenger RNA, 2247 nt
Organism: Lathyrus sativus (Indian pea)
Lineage: Eukaryota; Viridiplantae; Streptophyta; Magnoliopsida; Fabales; Fabaceae
Source: the annotation of a GenBank genome assembly
AUGGCAAACCCAGAAAACCUCCCACUUUACGAUAAAAUAUGGAUCAAACGAAAAUUUCAAAGAUCAAUAGACAUCUUGAUUUUACUCCUCUUAUUCUCUCUCCUUUCUUUUCGUCUUUUCUCAUUCAUCAACAACACCUUCACAAUUCCAUGGUUCCUUGCUUUCUCAUGCGAAUCUUGGUUCACUUUCACUUGGAUUGUUAUUCUCAACGCUAAAUGGACUCCUGCUGUUACCAAAACACACCCUAACCGUCUCCUUCAACAAGUACGAGAGCUUCCACGUGUGGACUUGUUUGUGACAACGGCAGAUCAUGUUCUAGAACCACCUCUAAUCACAUUGAACACUGUGUUGUCUCUUUUGGCACUUGAUUAUCCAGCUAAUAAGCUAGCUUGUUAUGUUUCUGAUGAUGCUUGUUCAGUUUUUACCUUCUAUGCUCUUGUUGAAGCUUCUAAAUUUGCAAAGUUUUGGGUACCUUUCUGUAAAAAGUAUAAUAUUCAAGUUAGAGCACCUUUUAGAUAUUUUUCUCAAGUUACCAAAAGUGAAGAUGGUUCAUUAGAAUUCAAACAAGAAUGGUUACAAAUGAAAGAUAUGUAUGACAGUCUUAGCCGAAAAGUUGAAGAUGUGACCCGAAAUUCGCUGUCGUUCAAAUUUGAGGGAGAAUUUGCAGUGUUCUUGAAUACAGAAAAAAGAAAUCAUUCAAGUAUAGUUAAGGUUAUAUCGGAGAAUAAGGAUGGUCUUUCUGAUGGAUUGCCUCACUUAAUCUAUGUAUCGAGAGAGAAGAAACGGAAUUAUGAACACAAUUACAAAGCUGGAGCUAUGAAUGUGUUGACAAGAGUCUCUGGGUUGAUGACGAAUGCGCCCUUUAUGUUAAACGUAGACUGUGACAUGGUUGUUAGCAAUCCUAAGAUUGUUCAACAUGCUGUGUGCAUUUUGAUGGAUUCUAAGAAUGGAAAAGAUGUUGCUUUUGUUCAAUGUUUCCAACAAUUUUAUGAUGGAAUAAAAGAUGACCCUUUUGGAAAUCAAUGGGUGGCUGCAUUUGAGUACAUAAUAAGAGGCAUGGGAGGACUUCAAGGACCUUACUAUGGAGGAACAAACACCUUCCAUAGAAGAAAUGCUAUUUAUGGUCUUGAUCCUCAUGAAAAUCAUUAUGGAAAAAAAGGAAAAUUAGCAGAAAAGACAUUAAUACAGCAAUUUGGAAGUUCAAAUGAGUUUCUCAAAUCAGUAACACAUGCUUUUGAAGGGAGUGAUUAUUCUAGCAGUAAUAGUAUAAGUCCUUCCAAUUUUAUUGAUUCAGCAAUCCAAGUAUCUGAUUGUGGAUAUGAAAGUGGCACUUCUUGGGGUACUCGGAUGGGCUGGUUAUAUGGAUCAAUAUCGGAGGAUGUACCAACCGGGCUGAAUAUGCAUAGAAAAGGUUGGAGAUCAGAGUGUUGUACGCCAGAUCAAACCGCGUUUACAGGCUGUGCUCCCGGAGGUUUACUCACGACGAUGGUCCAACAAAAGAGAUGGGCAUCAGGCCUCACUGUUGUCUUCUUUGGCAAGCAUUCUCCUGUUAUGGGCAUCCUCUUUGGUAAAAUCCAAAUCAGGGCAGGCUUGUCUUACUGUUGGCUUACGAAUUGGGGUCUGCGUUCGGUAUUUGAAGUUUGUUAUGCAGCCUUAGUUGCUUAUUGCGUAAUCACCAACACCGGUAUCUUUCCUAACGGAUUCGGGCUAUGGAUUCCUUUGACUCUUUUUGUGAUCUACACUAUACAUACAUUACAAGAGUAUCGAUCAAAAGGGCUAUCAUUACGACAUUGGUGGAACAACCAAAGAAUGGUUACAAUGAGAACCACAAGUGUAUGGUUUAUAGGAUUUUUGAGUGCCAUGGUUAAGCUCUUAGGGAUAUCUGAUACAGUCUUUGAAAUAACACAGAAGGAAACACCGAGUUCUAUUGCUUCCGGAGACAUUGCAGAUGCUGGUAGGUUCACAUUUGAUGAGUCCUCGGCUUUCGUGGUUGGCACAACCGUUUUGCUGGUGCAAUUAACAGCCAUUGCUGUUAAAAUUUUGGGGUUACAGUUAGAGGCUAAUAGCAGAAAUGGGUGUGGACUAGGUGAGUUGAUGGGUAGUGUGUAUCUAGUAGUAUGUUACUGGCCAUUUCUGAAAGGGCUGUUUGCUAGAGGUAAAUAUGGGAUUCCAUUGUCUACCAUUUUCAAGUCAGCACUGCUUUCAUUUAUUUUUGUGCACUUCUGUAGAAUUGGUGUUAUAAGUUGA